Molecule: messenger RNA, 1850 nt
Organism: Eublepharis macularius
Lineage: Eukaryota; Metazoa; Chordata; Lepidosauria; Squamata; Eublepharidae
Gene: POLD2
Product: DNA polymerase delta 2, accessory subunit
Exons: 12
Coding region: 319-1731 (470 amino acids)
Biological process (GO): DNA replication; DNA strand elongation involved in DNA replication
Cellular component (GO): delta DNA polymerase complex
Molecular function (GO): DNA binding
Source: RefSeq, a predicted model, not a curated record
CGUGCUUUUUGCAUUGGAAGAACGGCGAUGUGGUGGUGGGCGACAGGAAGUGCCGACAAAAAAGGCCGAGCGUGUUUACCCUCGGCUUUUAUGUUUGGUACCUCACUUCCUGUUGGUGCGUUUGUUUUUUGACGUCAGGACGUUUGGCGCCUUUUCCCUUUUUGUGCUGCUAGUUUCCUUCCUUUCCCAGGUGGGAGAUGUGAUGCUCGCCUUUCUCCGUCCAGCAUGGGAGAGGUGUCGCUGGACUCCAAUCCUGCUUUUCAUUAGAUGCAUGAAAUAAAAACCUGUUGCCUAGGCUUGUAGUCCAUUCUGCAAGCCAUGUUCUCGGAGCAGGCUGUGCCCUCUGCCCAUAGUCUCUUGACCUCCCCAUCUUCUAUUGCAUCUACCUUCGCCCGUGUGCCCAUCUCUACGUAUACCAACUGCUCACAGAACUUCAGGCUUGGGGAGAGGACCUUCAACCGGCAGUAUGCCCAUAUUUAUGCCACACGUCUUAUUCAGAUGAGACCCUUACUGAUGGACAGAGCCCGGCGGAAGUGGGGGAGCAACAUUACAGUGAAGAAGCUGUGUGAGCUGCAGAUAGGUGAGAAAUGCUGUGUGGUGGGAACUCUCUUCAAGUCGAUGCAGCUUCAGCCAUCUAUUCUGCGAGAAAUCAGCGAAGAGCACAAUCUGCCACCACAACCUUCCCGCACCAAAUAUGUCCACCAGUCAGAUGAGCUGAUCUUGGAGGAUGAGCUGCAGCGAAUCAAACUGGAAGGAGCCAUACCAGUUGACAAGCUGGUAACAGGGACCAUCCUUGCCGUCUAUGGCUCAGAAAAGGAAGACGGGAAGUUCCUUGUCGAAGACUUCUGCUUCGCAGACAUGCCCACCCAGCUACCCAUGAUGGGGCCCAGUACGGAUAGGUUUGUCUUGCUAGUGUCAGGCCUCGGCCUUGGAGGCAAGAGCGGAGAGAGUCUCCUGGGCAUGCAGCUCCUGGUCGACAUGGUCACGGGGCAGCUGGGCGCUGAAGGAGAGCAAAGCAGUGCAGCCCUCAUCUCUCGAGUCAUCUUGGCGGGUAACCUGCUCAGUCAGAAUACCCAAAACAAGGAGACCGUGAACAAGGCCAAGUACCUGACCAAGAAGACUCAGGCUGCUAGCGUGGAGGCUGUGAAAAUGCUGGAUGAGAUCCUACUGCAGCUGAGUAUGUCUGUCCCUGUAGAUGUGAUGCCUGGCGAGUUUGACCCCACCAACUACACACUGCCGCAGCAGCCGUUGCAUCGCUGCAUGUUUCCUCUGUCGAGUACUUAUUCCACACUGCAGCUGGUGACCAAUCCCUACCAGGCGAAUAUUGAUGGUGUCAGGUUUUUGGGGUCUUCUGGCCAGAACAUCAGUGACAUCUUCAAAUACAGCUGCAUGUCUGAUUACCUGGAAAUCCUGGAGUGGACCCUACGGAUUGGGCAUAUCAGUCCCACAGCCCCAGAUACACUUGGGUGUUAUCCAUUUUACAAGACUGACCCGUUCAUCUUCACUGAUUGCCCUCAUGUCUAUUUCUGUGGGAAUGCACCUUUCUUCAAAUCCAAGGUGGCUAAAGGGGAAGAUGGUCAGAAAGUCCUGCUGGUGACUCUUCCUGACUUCAGCACAUCCCAGACUGCUUGCUUGAUCAACCUGCGUGACCUCACGUGCCAGCCAGUCACUUUCUCUGCUUUUGGUGCUAAUGAGGAGGAAGAGGAGGGAGCGAUGGAGACUGGGCCCUAAAAGGGACUCUUUGGCAGUUUGCCUUUACCUCGGAGGAUGGGAUGCCUAGAGCUUGGGUCUUCUGUAUAUAUGAAACUUUGGUUUGUACAAGGAAACACAAUAAAGAACACUGUCUUCUA